UUGUAUUCAGUCAAGUAAAUUGAAAGCUUACGGAAAUGGGAGAGAACCAAGUUCAUCAAUCUCUGAAAAGGCCUCAUUUCAUCAUAAUCCCGCCUCCUUUCCAGGGUCACAUAAAUCCGUCAGUCCAGUUAACUUUGAAGCUCGCAUCAAGGGGCUUCACCGUCACCUUCGUCAACACAGAGUUCUCUCAUGACCAAAUCAAAAAAUCACGGAAGCAUCUCAGCAAUGGAGAGGAUGAUGAUGACAUAUUUGCCGGUUCCCGUGAGUCGGGUCUGGAUAUCCGUUACAGGACAGUCAGCGACGGAUUCCCGUUGUCAUUUGAUCGGUCCUUGCACCGUGACCAGUUCGUAGAGGGCCGCAUACAUGUUUCCCCGGCGCACGUGGAUGACCUUGUCGGGAAGCUGAUGGCUUCUGAUCCCCCGCCAACGUGCUUGGUUGCCGAUUCCUUUUCAACCUGGGGAUCCUCUAUUGCCUGGAAAUAUGGGCUUGUCAAUGUUUCAUUUUGGACUCAACCAGCGGUAGUUUUCAUGCUGUACUACCACUUGGACUUGUUGAAGAAAAAUGGUCAUUACGGUUCGAAAGUUCUCCGCAAAGACACCGUAGAUUACAUUCCAGGCGUGGCGUCGAUAGAACCCAGAGACCUGACCUCAUUUCUCCAGGAGACCGACACUUCGACUGUUAUGCACCGGCUAAUCGAGAAAGCCUUUCAAGAUGCGAAAAACGCUGAUUUGAUAAUCAUUAACACUGCGGAAGAGCUGGAGCCCGGACCAAUUUCCGCUCUGAAAGAGAAGCAUCCCACUUAUGCAAUCGGGCCCAUAUUUCCAUCACACUUCACUAACCGGGCCGUGGAAAUGAACCUAUGGUCUGAAUCAGAUUGCACCCGCUGGCUCGACGGCAAGCCUCCGGGCUCAGUUCUGUACGCCUCGUUUGGUAGCUUUGCCCAUAGCAACAAAGAAGAUAUCGAGACAAUUGCAAACGGGCUUUUGCUUAGUGGUGUUAGUUUUAUUUGGGUGCUGAGGCCCGAUAUAGUGAGCUCUGAGGUUAAAGACUUUUUGCCAAACGGGUUCCAAGAAAAUGUGGGAAAUAAGGGUUUGGUCGUGCCAUGGUGCAAACAAAACGUCGUGUUAGCGCAUUCUGCUGUCGGAGGGUUUUUGACACACUGUGGGUGGAAUUCGACACUGGAGAGCAUUUGGGUCGGACUGCCGCUGAUAUGUUUCCCUUUGGUAGGUGAUCAAACGACAAACCGGAAGCUCGUGGUGGAUGAUUGGAAGAUUGGGAUAGAUCUUUGCAAAGGAAAACUUGUGUCGAGUGAUGAAGUUGCCGAAAGGAUUAAGUUGUUAAUGUGUGGAGAGACUUCCAAUGAAUUGAGGAAGAAUGUUACAAAAUUGAGGAAGAAACUGGAGAGUGCAUUGGGCAGAAACGGAGCAUCGCAGAUGAAUUUUGACAAAUUCGUGGACGAUGUCAAGGACAGAAUUGAGAGGCGCAAGAAGAAAUUUUAACGGGGCAUGCAGCUUCUCUGAAUAAUCGAAUCAUGCUAUUUCUUUUUUAUUUUCUUCUCUUUCGCAAAAAAUAAAACUAGCUGAGUUUGAAAAUAAGUGAUGGUAGUUUUUUCUUUUUUUUUAAAAAAAAAAAAAAAAAAGUAAUAAGUUAGCAAUCACCUGUACUAUUUUAUUAAAACUCAACCCCUUAUAUCUUAUUUACUUUGUGAUAUGAGAAUAGAAAAAGGCAUUUACUAA
Sesamum indicum (sesame) is the source of this 1736-nucleotide messenger RNA. RefSeq names its product UDP-glycosyltransferase 86A1. The record is from RefSeq and is a predicted model, not a curated record. NCBI's taxonomy places the organism in Eukaryota, Viridiplantae, Streptophyta, Magnoliopsida, Lamiales, Pedaliaceae. Gene Ontology annotation, molecular function: quercetin 7-O-glucosyltransferase activity; quercetin 3-O-glucosyltransferase activity.